Molecule: messenger RNA, 6107 nt
Organism: Nerophis ophidion (straightnose pipefish)
Lineage: Eukaryota; Metazoa; Chordata; Actinopteri; Syngnathiformes; Syngnathidae
Gene: prom1b
Product: prominin 1 b
Exons: 28
Coding region: 241-2916 (891 amino acids)
Cellular component (GO): cell surface; cilium; apical plasma membrane
Molecular function (GO): cholesterol binding
Source: RefSeq, a predicted model, not a curated record
UAGAGCUCAGCCGGCGGGUGAGUGACAAGCGGCCACAUCCUGUUCAGUCCACCCCGCCAGACGUGUGAGGUCCCCGAGGGAAGAUGCGCGUCAAGAGUCCGAACGGAGUGGACCGGAGCUAAGGAGAGUCCACCGGUGGAAAGUUACACCGCUGGUCGUCCGGUACUAGGACGGAGCCGACAGGUGUUUUCUCUAUCUUCUGUUUGGACCUUUUUUAAUCCCCAUUUCGUCGUCCGAGUCAUGCCGUGGACACAGUGGCUGUUACUGCUGCUCUGCUGGGGGGCCACCAGCGGCCAGUAUCCGCAGCGGCAGCCGGAGGUGGAUGACUCGUCCCCGGCUGUGGUGCGAGCGGACUCCCGCAGGCAGCGGUCGCCUCCGCCGGUGGAGCCUCUGGAUUUUGGGUUCGUCCCCGCGGCUGUAUAUGAUACACAUGCUUACUACGAACCAGGGGCCAUUGGGGUCCUCUUCCACAUGGUUCACGCCUUUCUUUACGUUAUUCAACCCAACUCCUUCCCCAAAGAUCUGAUUGUUAAAGUUAUUCAGCAAAACAUGGGAGGAAUUAAACUAGAAGAAUGGAGAAAGCCAGAAAACGUCGUUCUGCUGCUCCAGGGGGUGUACUACGAGGCCGGGUUCUUGGUGUGUGCAUCCAUCGGCAUUAUCUUCGUGGUUAUCGUCCCUGUGUUGGGCAUGUGCUUCUGCGUGUGUCGGUGCUGCGAGAACUGUGGCGGCGAGAUGCACCAGCGGCAGCGGAAGAAUGCCGACUGCCAGCGAGGAUUCUUCACCGCUUCGCUUGUUGCCACCACCAUCUUCAUUAUUUUGGGUGUGCUCAUAGCUUACGCGGCGAACCACAACAUCAGCUCCCACAUCAAGAGCACCCGGCGCUUAAUUAACACCAACAUGAGGGACUUGAGGACGUUUGCCAACAACACUCCUGCGCAAAUUGAAUACUUGACAGCGCAGUACACGACGGCCAAAAACAAAGUCCUGUCUGAGCUCGACAAUAUUGGACCGCUGCUGGGCGGGAGGAUUCACAGUCAACUGGAGAAGGAGGUGGUUCCCUCCCUGGACACCGCCCUGCGAAUGGCAGGAGCUAAAGUUGAGAAUGCCGUCAAAGCCAUGCGGGAGACCAAGGAGGCCCUGGAGAGCGUCAGCUCCUCGCUGCAGAUCCUUCAAGAAGGCACGGAGAAGCUCAAGGACAGCCUGUCCGGAGAGCGAGCGUCGCUGUCCAACACUUUGUCUGACCCGGCCUGCACCAACGGCGCCGUGUCCCCCAGCUGUAAUGCCAUUCGCUCAACGCUGUCCCAGCUGGGGAUCAACGCUGACUUCUCCAAGCUCCCGGAUGUCAACUACGCCUUGGCUAAUGUCCAUACUCUCCUGAAGACAGACCUCAGCAGCAUAGUACAAAAGGGCUACUCAUCCUUCAAUGACACACCAACGCUGGUCAAAGAACAGACUAAAAAUAUUGUAUCAGCAUUACCGCGAGUAAAAGGUAUGCUGGAUAAGAUCGGCUUGGAGAUCAACGGCUUCGCCAAGAUGUUUCCUGUGGAAGCGUCUCUGGCCAACUUCACCAUUUUCCUCAACAAUGAACAGAAGAGGAUUGAGUCCUAUUAUCCACAGCUUGACCAGAUGGAUUUCUACAGGUGGAUCGGCUGCGUGGCGGUGCUCUGCAUGGUGGUCCUCAUCAUGGCCUUCAACGUCCUGGGUCUGCUGUGCGGCACGUGCGGCUACGACAAGCAGGCCACGCCCACCACUCGCGGCUGCUUGUCCAACACUGGAGGAAACCUGCUGAUGGCCGGGGUGAGCUUCUCCUUCAUCUUCGCUUGGAUGCUGAUGGCCAUUGUGACCACGCUGUUUGUUGCUGGGGGCAACCUGGAGAAGCUCAUGUGCGAACCGCUGGCGAAUAGACAGCUGUUCAAGAUUAUAGACACACCUUUCCUGGUCCAUCCAACCAAGAAAAACUUCCUACCUGGGAUGCUGUUUCAGAACCCAAACAUCGACCUAACCCUGGGAAGCAUGUACAGAGAGUGCUUUGAGAACAACGGUCUGUACCACGCUCUGCAGCUGGAGACCAUGUUCAACAUCAACUCCUUCCUCAAUAGAACUGUGUACAACAAGGAUCUGGCCAAAGUGUUUGAGGGCGUGCAGGUGGACCUGCAGGACAUCACGCUACUGGAGCAGGCGGGCAGAGACAAUCUCAUCAACUUUGCCAACUCUGGGAUUGGACUCAUCGACUAUGAAGCAUACCUGGCUGAGGUCAAUAAAGGGGUCACGCUUGUGGAUCUUCUGACCUUCUCUACUGACUUAGAAUCUCAGGCUGACCAGCUGCCACGUGGCGCUCUGGAGAAUGCGCUGAAAGGUCACGCCAGCAGCAUCAGACAGAUUCACAGAGAACACGUGGUCCCCAUUGAGCAAGCAAUGAAAUAUGUCCGUGCGAGGAGCACCUUGACUCAGAGCAUAAAGCUGCUGCAAAGAACAUCCAGCGACCUACCAGUCAAGGUCACCAAUAUCCUAAGCGCCAUCGAUGCCUCGGAGUACCUCAUCACUAAUAACGCCUCGCAUGUGGUCAAGCAGGAAACAAAAGGCUAUGUCCAGAGCUUGGUGGGGUACUUCAAACAGUAUACGAACUGGGUGCAAAAUUCUCUGACUGCAGAAGUCGCUCAGUGUAAACCAAUCAGCAACAUUGUGGACAGCAUGGAGAUCGUAGGAUGCAGCUUCGUCCUAGACUCAGUGAACACGUUCUGGUUCGGUCUGGGAGGCUGCAGCAUCCUCUUGAUCCCCAGCAUCAUCUUCUCCAUCAAACUGGCCAAAUACUACAGAAGGAUGGACACAGAGGACGUUUUUGAAGACUCCCCACAUUAUGACACCAUGACCCGAUUCCCUCGAGCCUCCGCCCCUCCCAGCUGCCCCGACUGGUGAGCCAAAGUGACCUCACUUCCAUCAAGAGUGGACAAGACAACUGGAACUGACCCCGCCCUACACUGUAAGUGCUUGUUUCUUCUCCUCACGCCGACUCAGGACACAAAGAAGAAAAGAAAGCCGAUUAACUUUUAGCCAUUGAAUUUCCUGGAUUGUUCCAGUUUUCCUGUUCAAGUCUUGAUCGAAUGAUUCCAAAACCAAAAGGGAAGAAAGUCUAAAACAAACCGGAACUGUGAAUUUCUGAACCUCCCCAAUGUGGCCAACUGUCAUUGAUUCACAUGACACAGCAGUCAAGCUUGUAACAAUUAUAAUAAUAAUAAUAAUAAUAAUAAUACAUUAUUUUAUAUCAUAGAUACUUUCAUGUGUAGACUUAUUGGUCAUGGAGACACACGUGUACAUUCUUUUUAUAUAAUUUGUUCAUGUUUGUUUUUCUAAAAUAUGUUUAGCAUUUCCUUUCUUAGAAAUAGCAGUUUCUCUCUUUACUGUACGACCGUAGCGAGCUAGCAUCAAUUGGGCUUAUUAGUUAUUUACUUACGUUUUGUAAGAAUAGGUUGAGGAAGAGAUUACAUUUUUCUUCCAACGUUAUAAAAAAUGUUUAAUAUUGAUGUUGUUGUGAGAUGAAUACGAAACCAUCCAAUCGACUUUAGCAUAGCUUAGCUUAGCAACGGUAGAUAGCACUUAAAGAGCUCACCAGCUAAUAUUAUUUUUGGGUUAAAAUGUCUUUUUUUUUGGCCAUAUCAAACAAAAUAAAAAAGAUAAAAAGCCAAACAGUUUUUAGAAGGAGGCUUGUUCCAGCGUUGAUUUAUUCAGAAUUGGGCCUAAGAAACAAUGAAAAUAUUAAGUCUGUGAGUAGCGUUGAACGGGCCCUCGGCAACCUUGCAUUGCGGGCUUCACUCAAUUCAGUCGACGUCCUGACCCAUCGAAAACUACAGGAAGAUCGGACAAUGUGCAUCAGUUUAAAUUGAAGAAGUUAUAAAAGUACCAAUGAUUGUCACACACACUAGGUGUGGUUAGAGUAUCCUCUGCAUUUGACACAUCACUCCCUGGGAGAUGAGGGGAGCAGUGAGCAGCAGCAAUGGCCACGCCCGAGAAUCAUUUUGGUGAUUUAACCCCCAAUUCCAACCCUCGAUUCUUAGUGAGGGCGAAACAGUGAUAUUUUUUCCCAUUGUCAGAAAUAAAUGGGAAAUUUAUUUGGCUUUUAGACUAUAAACUAUAUAUUCCGGUCAAAUUUGGAAUAGUUUUGAGGGUUGACUCUAUAGUAUGUUAGUUUGUGAGCUGCUUCUACCAAGCCCAUGCUAAGCUAGGCUAAGCUAACGAGAAGUCAAAACGCUGUAUACCGCCAUGUUGUUUUUGUAACAAACGUGAAAGAGUAUGGAUCAAUGUUCUCACACUCCUAAAUAAGCAUUACACAAUUACAUAUUAGCCACAGCUAGACUUACGGCCAACAUGACAAACACAGCCCAGCAGGCACAAUACAUUGAUACAACGUUGACUAUACAUACAUGGCUUUUAAAGCUGACUUUGAAACAACGUUGCAAAAUAGUUGUAUGUGUAUAUUAAGACAAUGUUGGUGAAAUGACCACAUUUUAAUGGUCUAAUCCAGUGGUUCUCAACAUUUUUUCAGUGAUGUACCUCCUGUGAACAUUUUUCUAAUUCAAGUACCCCCUUCUCAGAGCAAAGCGUUUUUGGUUGAAAAAAAGAGUUAAAGAAGUAAAAUACAGCACUAUGUCUUCAGUUUCUGGUUUAUUAAAUUGUAUAACAUUGUAUGAUCAUUUGUAGUGGUCUUUCUUGAACAAUUUGGAAAAAUAGGAUAUAAAAAUAACUAAAAACUUGUUGAAAAAUAAACAAGUGAUUCAAUUAUAAAUAAAGAUUUCUACACAUAGAAGUAAUCAUCAACUUAAAGCGCCCUCUGGGUUUGUAAUAGAAAUCCAUCUGGGUUUAUGAACUUAAUUCUAAACAUUUAUCCACAAAAAAAGAAAUCUUUAACAUCAAUAUUUAUGGAACAUGUCCACAAAAUAAACUAGCUGUCAACACUGAAUGUUGCCUUGUUGUAUUUCUUUUUCAAAGUUUAUGACCUUACAUUCAUAUUUUGUUGAAGUAUUAUUCAAUAAAUAUAUUUAAAAAGGAUUUUUGAAUUGUUGCUAUUUUUAGAAUAUUUAAAAAAAAAUCUCAUGUACCCCUUGGCAUACCGUCAAGUACCCCCAGGGGUACACGUACCCCCAUUUGAGAACCACUGGUGUAAUCGUUGUCAAAAAGCAUGUUUCAACGUUGUAUUUGUGUUGUAAAAUAUUGGUUGGGAAAUGACCAAAAAUCAAAGGUCAAAUCAAUGUCAGAACCCAACAUUGAUUAAACGUCGUCAAAAAGCAUGUUGUUGCUCAACAUCAGGACCUAAUUCAACAAGUUCUCAACGUUGUUUCAAUGUCUUGAGCCUGCUGGGAGUAGGCUGAAAAUAAUACAACGUGUCUAACAAUUCAUUCUUUGUUUUUCUGGUUUGUUUGAAAAAGUGGAAGUUGCGGCGUCUGGGGACAAAAUUUGGGAACACAAAUCCUGAGUUGUGUCCUUGACCUCAGUAAAAAAAGUGGAGUCCAACACAAGUGUCUGCUUUGUCGCGAAUGUAAACAGACGCUCUCAGUCCCAUAUAUGAAGAGGUGGGAACAUUUAUGGUGGUUUUUGGGGUGAUGACAGGUUUUACGCGGGCCGGGGAAGUGUGGGGGUGUAUAGAGAUGGCGUGAUGCUGCUGCUUCCAAUCUGAGGAGGAUAACACAACACUUGUGUGUGGGUCCCAAAACUUUUAUACCAGCUCCCAUUUCCAGGUCUUUCUUUUUUCCUCUCCUUUUGAGUGACGGCUGUAAAAACAAAACUUCCUGAUUGGUCGCAGGGCGCACGGCAGCAGACUAAACAUUCCCGCCAGUCUUCCGCUUUUGUGUCCUUCAAACGGCUUGAAAGACCCCGUCUGUUUCACAUCCCAACAACUAAAGAGACUUUGUGGGGUUACACCUGGGGAUUAGACCGGGGAACAUUUUGAGCCAAUGCGGGGACGCAAAGCUCAUUUGGCUGUUUUUAGAUCAUAUAUGCAUUUAGGAGCAUAAAUGUUCUUCUGAAAACUCCUCCUCAGAAGUGGACAUUUGUUUUUUGAUCAAAUUUGGAUAAAACUGCUCUGUUAUGCAAAACACAAAUAUCCACUGCAGAGG